AUGUGUAGCAGCAAAUGCUCCAGAUGCAUUGGGAUUUCCCUGUUCCCUCUGUCUAUCUGUGCGAUUGUCUCUAAUCUUCUCCUCUACUUCCCCAAUGGACAAGUAUUGGAAGCCAGCAGGAUCACAGACCUGGUCUGGUUUUUCCAUGGCAUUCUAGGAGCUGGGAUACUGAUACUCUUGCCAGCAUUUAUGAUGUUGGGUGCAGGCAGAGAAGGAUGUUGCGCUAACAGAUGUGGAAUGCUGCUCUCUGUCCUCUUUGCUGCGUUGGGAGCCUCAGGUGGCGUGUACUGUAUGAUCAUCUCGUCCUUGGGGUUGGUUUUUGGUCCUCUUUGUGAUAUUGGCGACGAGGUAUACGUUUACCCCUUCCGGAACGACACCUUCAUGGGUAAUUACUUGUUUAACCAGACAACAUGGAGCAUUUGCAAAAGGCCGGAAAAUGUCAUCCUUUGGAACGUGGUCUUGUUUUCCCUCCUGCUGGCAAUCGGCACACUUGAAGCUGUCCUUUGCUUCAUCCAAGUUGUCAAUGGGCUGGCUGAGUUCGCAUGUGGCAUGUGCCUCAGGAAAAGAAAGACUGAUGUUGCAGGAAUGUGA
Molecule: messenger RNA, 591 nt
Organism: Euleptes europaea (tarantolino)
Lineage: Eukaryota; Metazoa; Chordata; Lepidosauria; Squamata; Sphaerodactylidae
Product: transmembrane 4 L6 family member 1-like
Exons: 5
Coding region: 1-591 (196 amino acids)
Cellular component (GO): membrane
Source: RefSeq, a predicted model, not a curated record